Molecule: messenger RNA, 909 nt
Organism: Helianthus annuus (common sunflower)
Lineage: Eukaryota; Viridiplantae; Streptophyta; Magnoliopsida; Asterales; Asteraceae
Exons: 1
Coding region: 1-909 (302 amino acids)
Source: RefSeq, a predicted model, not a curated record
AUGGGAGGCCCUUGGAACAAAAUCGUUAAGUUGAUAGCCAGAUCCAAGGUGGAGGAGACCCCGCUGAGAAGUUUCUUCAAAGGGAUUCCGGGUAAGGGAGAUAGUAUAGCCUUUUGUUUAGACCCUUGGGUCACGUGUGAAUCGUUGAAAGACAUAUAUCCUAGAUUGUUCCAGAUUGAAGCCAAUAGAAGAUGUAAAAUUAGUGACCGUGUUUCCAGCGGAAUCGGACAGGAAAGGUUCGAAUGGCAGUGGAAAAGACCGCUGGAUCCUGGGCCAAAAUCGGAGGAUUUGAUCCAACUUAUUUCUCUGUUGGAUUCGUUUUCGGUCUCCGAUAGCAAGGAUAAGUGGGUUUGGCUCGGGGAAGGGUCGGAGGAAUAUAGCGUCGGAGCCGUUAAAAAAUCUUUAGUGAAAGGCCGUGGAUCGAACAACAUCUACAUCUCGAGGUUUAAAUGGUGCAAGUGGGUUCCGACUAAGUGCAAUAUUUUUGCUUGGCGGGCGGGAUUAGGCAGAAUCCCCACGGUAGAGGCUCUUCGAAGAAGAAACAUCAACAUCCAAGAUUUGAGUUGCGGGUUUUGUAACGAGGGAGAGGAUGUUGUGGGUCACCUUUUCACGGAAUGCCUUGCUGCUAAUGUAGUCUGGAACUCGAUCAGUAAUUGGUGUCGGGUUCCGCAGAUCUUUGCGUUCUCGUUCCAAGAUUCGAUGGAGGUGCACUCGUUUUGUGGUUUAAAGGAUCCGGAGAAAACUAUUUUUCAAGGUUUGAUUAUCAUUGCUUGUUGGAGCCUAUGGAAGGCAAGGAAUGAAGCGAGAUUCAUGAAUAAAAGAUUCAAAAUAGAGAAGGUUAUUAGCGAGGUGAAGUUUUUUGGGUUUCUAUGGGUUAGGAAUAGAACGAAGUUCAAGAAUUUGACUUAG